This is a messenger RNA of Ogataea parapolymorpha DL-1, 2742 nucleotides long. RefSeq lists its product as uncharacterized. The record is from RefSeq and is a predicted model, not a curated record. NCBI's taxonomy places the organism in Eukaryota, Fungi, Ascomycota, Pichiomycetes, Pichiales, Pichiaceae. Bases 1 to 2742 code for a protein of 913 amino acids. The transcript has a single exon. Gene Ontology annotation, molecular function: protein binding.
AUGUCUGUGCCGUAUACUGUGAUUGCCAAAUACCCGUACACCCCAUCGGCUGAGAACGCCUCUGAUGACCUCGCGUUCAAUGCCGGCCAGCUCAUAACCGUCACCGAGGAGGUCGACGCUGACUGGCUGUUUGGGACCACCAAGACAGGUGGCGAGCUGGUGUCCGGGUACUUCCCCAGGAAUUUUGUGGAGAGGCAGGCCGAGGACGAGCCAGAGUUGGCGGAGAGGGCGGAGAUCCCGCCACAUGCUCCUGAUGAAACACAAACUCCAGCGGAACCGAAGGUGGAACCGCCCGUCGCACAGCCUUCCGUGUCCGAUCCAGUGUCGAAUUCUGCGCCCGAUCCUGUGCCCCAAUCGGUUGUCCAAUCCAUUCCUGAUCCGUCUUCGCUCAAAAGAGAGUCAACAGAGCCAAUUCAGUCGACCAUUGAGCACGGCACGUCCGACUUCAAGCAUAAGCUGCAGAGCUUCAACGUCAGCUCUGCUCCUCCGAUGCCGGGCCAGGUCAUUGCCGAUCCCAAUUUUGCAAAAAAGCCCUUUGUCGCCGCCAGUCCCCACUCCACGUACGUUUCUCCCGUUGAGAGACGCGAGAGCAGGAGCGACGAGCGGCGUGUUUCGUCGGGCUCGGCCACCCUGCCUCUUCCACCGCUGCCAGCGCAAUCUACCGCCGACGAGCCUACAAGCGCAGAGGAAGACGCUCCGCGCUUGACAUUAAAGGAACGGCUACGGCUGCUGGAGGAGAGACAGCGAGAGGAACAGGCUGCUGCAGAAGCGUUGAUGAAGCGUAGAGAGGAGAAGAAGAAGAAGAAGGAGAUGCUAAAGGAGGACCCGGCUGAGGAAAACGAGGAGACGGAGGAGGAAGAGCACAAAGAGGACACGGAGAAGGAGACGGCGACAGAAGACGAGGAAGACGAGGAGGACGAGGAGGAGGCGAAACGACGCCAGCUUCGUGAGAGAAUGGCCAAGCUUUCUGGCGGAAUGGGCAUGAUUGGAAUGAUGGGAUUCGGUGCUCCUAUGCCCACAAAAGAGAAGAAAGUCAAGGAAUCCAAGAGGACCGACGACGAGGCUGCUGCUCCUGUUCCGGGCCCGGUCCCUGUUCUGCCUAUUAAGCCGGAACCACAAGACCCUGCGACUGCAGCUCCAGAAAGCGCUGGCGAAGAGUCCGAGGAGUCCAACGACCAUGAGUCUGUCGACCUUACCAAACAGCCAGACGUCGGCGACGAGGAGGAUCUGCCAACCGAGCUCGAGGAACCGAAACAGCUCCCAUCUGCGGCCAACCCAGCACGGUCGUCUCCACCGCCAAUUCCCACCUCGCCAGCCGUGCCCCUGCCGCCUACAGUCACCGCGCUGCCGGCCUCGUUCUACGCGGCAGAACCUGCACAGCCACCACCGCCACAGGACACAGAGUCGGAGUCAGACGACGAGUACAAGUCGGCCUCGUCAGCGUCUCCAACGCUUCCUGCCUCGCGGCCCGUGGCUCCUGUUCCGCCAAUACCUGCGCCUGUUCCAACGUCACCGCCAGCACCGGCCGUUGCAGAGGUUCCUAGAGCUCCAACCUCGACAGCUCCCCCUCUUCCGCCAGUGCCACCUGUGCCGCCUGUUCCACCACCAAUGUCGGACUCCAGCGAAGAGGUUGUGACCGGUUACGAAGCUGACGACGAUACAGACAUUGCACAGGCCGAAAAGCCGGUGGACUCGCCAGUGAGGCCAGCCCACGCCGUUGCUCCUCCUCCUCCUAUCACCAAGGCUCCAACCGCGCCUCUGCCGCCAAAAACGUCCCCUGCUGUUCCUGCUGCUCGUCCACCACCGCCAAUUCCUACAUCACCACUAACACAGACAGGUACUCGUGCAGUUAGUUCGUCAUCCGUCCAGUCAAAGGAGCGCAGAGUGUCUGGUAGCAAGACAACCACGUCUCAUGCACCGCCACCUCCACCACCAGUCGCCGCUCCUGUGCAAACAGACAACACCGGUUCUACCAUGCACUCCGGCUUCCGGUCGAGUCUGGAAAUUAGCGACUAUGGGUCGUCGUCCAAGUGGUGGCUGACUAAGAGUCUUCCGGCAGAACUGUCUGGCAAAGAUGUAUACUACGAGGUUGACAGUCAUGAAAUAAAGAAGAGAAACGGCAAAACGGUCGUCUACUUGGACUACUACAUUGUCAACCAGGACUAUUCGACAAAAAUAUGGGAGCUGUCGUACGACGCUGCAAACCCAGACAAAUUGGCAACCUUUGUCGAGACGGUGCGAGAAAAACCGGCAACCAACCCUACUUACCUUCUUGAAGCAUCAAGAAAGUACGGUGCAGUGGCAUUCCAGCUCUCAUCGUCGGCCGUUGGCAGUUCCAAAAUUCAAGAAGAUCUGGUCUCAUGGGUGUUCAAACAACUGCCGCGCGACGUGAUGCCUGCUGUCGGAUCCAAAACAUUCGGUGCCACUAUCUACAGAAACACAAACAACGUCGAGAUCAACCAGCUUGACGAGAUCCGUCCCGGCGACGUGCUUGUUGUUCUGAAAGGACGGUUCGAGGGUCAUUCUUCGGGUCCGUUCCACAAGAGCAAGACUGCCGAGCUGGGAUUCAGUGGCAAGCCAUACACAGCAAUUCUGGCCGGCUUCGACCCGUCCAAGGGCAAGAUCAAGGUGAUUGAGCAAACUGCUAAGGGGGUGCAGUCAGGCGCGUACAAAUUGGGAGACUUCAAGUCUGGCAAGAUAAGAAUCUUCAGGAUCGUGGGUAGAAAUUAUUUUGGAUGGUAA